This is a messenger RNA of Funneliformis geosporum, 1671 nucleotides long. The record is from the annotation of a GenBank genome assembly. NCBI's taxonomy places the organism in Eukaryota, Fungi, Glomeromycota, Glomeromycetes, Glomerales, Glomeraceae.
AUGUCCGUGUCAGAAGGAGGAGCACACCCAUCCGGAGACGAUGAUGUCGAAGAUUUUAAAGAACAAGAUCGAUUCCUUCCGAUAGCAAAUGUCGCGCGUAUAAUGAAACGCGCUUUACCAGAAAACGCAAAGAUAGCGAAAGAAGCCAAAGAAUGCGUACAAGAUGAUCGUUGUCAACAAGAAAAAAGAAAAACCAUUAACGGUGAAGAUAUUUUAUGGGCGAUGCAGUCUUUAGGAUUUGAAAAUUAUGCGGAGGCACUAAAGAUCUACUUGGCAAAGUAUCGAGAGCCACCUCAGCAUGCGUCUUAUUAUCCAGUCAUUAAUAACGUUACACCCCGGGUUUCACCUUUUGUGCGUACCUUUUCGGCAACCGCCCAAUGCCAUCGAUUAAAAAUUCCUCUUAAAACAAUCGAUCCAAAAGUAAAAGUUCCCGAUGAUCCGUAUGAAUUAUCUAAAUUGAUAAAUAAAUUUAGCGAACAGGAUAGGUUCGAGGACGUAUUAUCGAUCGUAUGGAAUACGAAAAAGAGCGCACAAUCAGUGGUCGUAUGGAAUCAUUUAAUUCAUCAUAGCGUCAAGAAAGGAAAGCUUAAAUUAGCAAUUCGACUACUAAAUGAGAUGAAAAAACGUUCGUUCGUACCAAAUGAACAUACGUAUACGAUCUUAUUAAAUGAAAUUUUUAAUGAAUUCAUAAGUAAGGGGAAAUGGUUACCAAAUCAAGAAUCAUUUACGAUAAUGAUUAACGCUUGUGCGAGGCAAGGUUCUGAUGGGUAUGAUAUCGCAUUAAAAUUAUGGAAUCAAUUUGAUGUUAAUUCUAUAGAGUAUCAAAAGAUGGUGGAUCGUGAUUUGGAAUGGAAUUUGGUUAAGAGGCCUAGUGAUGUUACGAUUGAUGAUCACCUUGUACGUUCCAUGUUAUUGGUUUGUAGGAAAUCUCAUCAUUAUGAGAAAGCAUUUGAAAUCAUCGGUAAUUAUUAUGAUUUGAGAUCCGAUGAUGAUCGGUUAUGUAUUGAUGGUAAACAAUAUGAGAGAGGGAUCAAGUUAUUUUAUCAGGCCUUGAAUCGAUUUCCGGAUUUACCUUUAGAUAUCUAUAAUUUUAAUAAAUUGAUAUUUAUGUGUAAUCAAUCGAAACAAUUUGAAAAGGCCAUCUCGACAAUAAAAUCAAUUCAGAAAAGAGAUUUAAAUUUAACCCCGGAAACUUAUGAUUUACUCAUGAUUUCUUGCAGGAUGAAUGAGAAUUGGUCCAUGGCAAAAUUGUUAUAUAAUGAUAUCAUGAAAUUUAAAAAGAAACUCGCAUUUGAUUUACGAAUUUUAACAAAGGUAUUGGAAUUGGCCGAAAUUAAAUGGAUCGAUGAUAAUUCAUUAAUUGAAACUAGAUGGCUAUUGAUUUCAUUACAUAAAAUUGGUUUACAAGAUAUCAUUACUUCAAUUGAAAAAGAAAAGAAUUUUGAAUUAUAUAACAACAAUUUACUUGGUCAGAUUAUGAACGCAUAUAAAUUAUCUUUAGAUGAUAAAGAUUUGACCGAUCAACAAAAGGUCCUUUGGAAAAGGAAUUUAAAAAUUCUUAAAGAUUACUUCGAGAGGAAACAAAUUUCCAACAGGAUGAGAUCUACAAUCACAUACAUAAAUACUCCUAGAGGGGUGAAGAGGUUCGAGACACUAAUAGGAGAUUCAUAA